AUGUCUUUCGUCGCUCCCGAUUACGCUCUGCUUCCCUCAAAUACUCAUAACGACGCAGACGACUCCAGUAACGACUUGGGCUUUGAUGAAAACAAUGCAGAACAUACAGGAAAAUUCGCUGCCUUCCUGGCUCAAUUAUCUAAUUUAUUUCACCGUAAUGUUGGGCUGCUCUUGAUUGUUACUGCACAAGCAUUCCUGGCUCUGGUGAAUGUCGCAGUAAAGAAGCUCAACACGAUAGAUCCCCCCGUACCAACAUUCGAACUGAUCUUCAUUAGAAUGGCGACAACUUAUGUGUUCAGUAUCGCUUACAUGAAAUAUACAGCAGUAGAAUCUCCUUUUCUGGGACCAAAAGGCGUUCGAUUUCUUCUAAUGUUCAGAGGCUUUUCUGGAUUCUUCGGAGUGUUCGGAAUUUACUUCUCCCUAAAAUUCCUUUCUCUCUCCGAUGCCACCGUUCUUACCUUUCUCUCACCACUUUGCACCGCUGUUGCCGGAGCGUUAUUUCUCGGCGAAACUGUCGGAAGGAAAGAGAUUUUUGCUGGACUGUUCAGUUUGAUUGGGGUCAUAUUCAUAGCCAGACCAACUUCCCUCUUUGGACACCACGGUCCAAGCUUGGAUGGGACCGCCCUUUCAAUGAAUUCAACCAAUGCUUCAUCCGUGCUUAUACAUGGAAUGAGUAUAAAGAACGCCACUUCUUUUUUAAACAGCACCUUGAACGAUUUACAUGCAACACAGACAAUAGCAUCGCCUUCUGCGACACCGACCCAGAGAUUGAUAGCCGUUGGUGUAUCUCUACUUGGUGUAUUAGGAUCAACUGGUGCAUAUACCUCCAUUCGUGCCAUUGGGAAACGCGCACACGCUCUCCAUUCCAUGGUCGCGUUUUCUGGAUACAGUGUGAUCGUGAGUGCCAUAGGUCUGGUAGUCACUCAUACGCCCGUUGUCAUUCCGACUUCUCCUAUAUGGCUUCUCCUCCUCCUUGAAAUCGGUGUAUUCGGAUUUUGUGCUCAGAUUUUCUUGACUCUUGGUCUUCAACGCGAAACCGCUUCUCGUGGAACACUUGCAAUCUAUACUCUGAUCGUCUUCACCAGCCUUCUUGAUCGUAUAUUUUUCCACAGCGCACCCUCCUUACUUUCUGUGCUGGGCACGUUGAUUAUUGUAGGAAGCGCCUUGUGGGUGAUUGUCACGAAAAAGAAUCAGAAUCGGAAAUCUCUACCUAUCAAGGGGGUUGUAGGUGUAGAUCUUCCAGAGGAUGAAGGCGGUGAAGAAGAAAUUUUACUGAAAACUGUAGAAGAAGCUAUAGGAAGAGAGAGCGCUUCGAACUCAGAUCAUGAUGUGUUCGAGGUGGUUGUGCAAAACGAGACGGCAGGUCUUGAAGAUUAA
Molecule: messenger RNA, 1377 nt
Organism: Lentinula edodes (shiitake mushroom)
Lineage: Eukaryota; Fungi; Basidiomycota; Agaricomycetes; Agaricales; Omphalotaceae
Exons: 8
Coding region: 1-1377 (458 amino acids)
Cellular component (GO): membrane
Source: RefSeq, a predicted model, not a curated record